AUGCCAUCCUCCUGGACUUUGAGACCUCCCGCUCCGUCGAAGUUGAAGGUCGCCUCUGGGAGGCGCAUCUCAAGAUCAACACCCGCUUCCGAAAGUUGCUCUCCCGCAAAGCUUGAGAAGCACUACUUGGAAUUCAUCAAAUCAAGCCAGCGAUUCUAUCGCGGCUACAUCCAACAAUUGGCGUCCCACUUUGGCGGCAUCUCGGAGUUGGAGAAGGUUGCGCGGAAGUUCAGCUUUGACAAUCUCUCCGCAGAGCCUCCCGUCUAUCCUUCCGAAAUCCUACGCAAUUACAUCCUUCAAUCAUGCCAUGCAACUCUUAUUCGUCUUGGUGAUCUCUCCCGUUACCGCGAAACCGAGUUGGUUACCAAAGAACGCAACUGGGGCCCCGCAAUCGGCUACUAUGAUCUAGCCACUGUGAUCUACCCAGCUUCCGGAGCAUCGCACAAUCAGUUGGCUGUUAUUGCACUUGCUGAUGCUAACCAUUUAAAGGCCACCUACCAUCUCUAUAGGGCACUUUCGGCCCAAGAACCCCAUCCAGGUGCCAGGGGCAAUCUUGAGAUCGAGUUCAGAAAGGUCAGGGGAUUAUGGGCAAAACAGCAGCUGAUUCCGCGUGGCGAUGCUGGCAUUCCGGGCAAAGCAUUAGCCCCUCUAUUUGUCUAUCUUCAUGCACAGUGUUACAAAGGCAUUGAUUUUACGGAACAUGAUGAACUCGAAAGUGAAGUUCUAAAUCAGCUGGCAGUGGAUCUCAAAGAACGUUCCUUGGAGGGAACUCUGCAAAAGUUCUGUUUGAUCAACAUCGCAGCGGAGGAUGCCUCCCGGAAUCGGUCGAAUGAGAAUUCAGGGACAAACGCUCACCUGUUCUUCCAACGUAUUAACGUCAAAACAUACUUCACACUCCUGCAGAUUCUCUUAGCUGAGGUUGAGCGGUUCGCUGUUGAGGAUUCAGGCAGUAAUAAUAAAGAGAAAGUUGGGGCUGACAAAGUCACCGUUGUUGCCCGGCGGAUCUUGCCAGCCCUCCGCAACUAUAGCGCUUGGCUAUUGACAGUCAGCAGCCACUUGGUCGCCUACAAGGAGAAAGAUACCCCUCUUGCAGUCCAACUCGCAGAGUUUUGGAAGAUCUAUGCCAACACGCUUACUCUACUCGCGUCCACUUUUGACGUGGUACAUCUCCCAGAGGUGGAAUAUCUCCUUGAAGAAGACGAAGAGACCUUGUGUUUCGUGCCGCUUAGCGAAGGUGUUACGCGUCGGUACUUGGAUGCACAGGGACAGCAGAAACCUUCAAUGAAUGAUCCAGGCGUUGAGAGAAACCACCCUAACAUUGAGAUGCUCUACCGCAUCCGGGAAUUUGUCAUUGACGGCUUGGAUUUAGUUGUGGGCAAUAAAAUCCCUAUUGCUCUUGUUGACGACGAAGACAAGAAGACGUUUAUCUACAAGGAAGAUGGUCUUCCGUCUCAAUUCUUCGCUAGUCCCUCCGGUCAUCACCACUCGCUCUCCACCGCAAGCAUUGAACGAGAGGAUAUCCAGCAGGUUAGACAAGAAGCGAACUUCCAAACAGAUACCAGAAGCACCUUUGGGGGCUCUCAAUCUGCGUCUGUUUCUAUGUCUGCUGCUAUGAAUGGGAUCGUUGAGGGAGUUGAGCGCUUGGUUGAAUCUGACACUUACGAGAAUGCCCCAGUCGUCCCUAAUCGCUCAUUCGACCCGGUCGCGAACGCCACGCCGAUAAAUGACAAUGUCCCUACUCGUCAGACGCCUCUUGCUCCACCUGGGCUUGGCCCCCCUUUGGCUAGCUAUUCUGCCGCUUUGCCUCGUGUGUCAUCGUCCCAAUCGUUUACGCCACAGGCUGCGAUCCCCGGACUUCCUACUAUUUGGAGCACUGGUGCUUUCUCUCCAGAAUUUCGCGAUGUUUCUCCACGCACUCCGCCUGGUCUUGGAAUACAGAAUCCUCAGGGAUCAAUGGUUACCAGAAACACCAGCAGUCCGGGUCUUGGAUACGCGCGUCAAGAUACCGUUAAAGGCGACUCGAUACCCCGUCAGAGUCUUUUUGCGCAAGGACAGCCCGAGAGUAAUUCGCUCAACGGAAAUGUUCCCAUAUCCCCAUUCCUAGCUCCGUCGAUAUAUCACCAACGCUUCUCUAGCUCCUCUUGGGAUCCAUAUGGCAUAGCCGCGCCCGCGAGUCCCUUUUUACAACAGGCAUAUCCUCGCUCUGCAGGCUUCGGACCUGCCAAUCAGCCAAUGUCAAGUGGAUUUGAUAACACGUCGUGGGCUAACAAUGCUUUCAUUGAUAAUACCAUUUCAUCGGGAUACGUCUCAAGUCCAGGCCUCGACGGUGCUCGGAGAGCGCCCUCGGCUCCGUUUGGCGCUAUUGGUCAAUCCCCUCGUCUCGGACACGGUGGCUGA
This is a messenger RNA of Aspergillus mulundensis, 2397 nucleotides long. RefSeq lists its product as uncharacterized. NCBI's taxonomy places the organism in Eukaryota, Fungi, Ascomycota, Eurotiomycetes, Eurotiales, Aspergillaceae. The coding region runs from base 1 to 2397 and encodes 798 amino acids. The record is from RefSeq and is a predicted model, not a curated record. Gene Ontology annotation, cellular component: telomerase holoenzyme complex. Gene Ontology annotation, biological process: nuclear-transcribed mRNA catabolic process, nonsense-mediated decay. Gene Ontology annotation, molecular function: telomeric repeat DNA binding; telomerase RNA binding; protein binding. The transcript is spliced from 5 exons.